AGAGGCCUCGCGCGUGUGACGUAUAAUUCAGUCGCCGGGCUGCGAAGACUUUCGGGUCAGCUCGGAGGGUUUGUGCCGCAGGUUAUCAUGGCCCUGAGGACAGUUCGGCUGCUUGUCCCGACGAGAGCAGCUGCUUUCAGAGUAGUGACCGCGGCGCAGAAGGCCAGCGUUCAUACAAGCUCGGUGAGGAGCCUGCGAUAUGGCUGGUGGGCCUACGCUCUGGGGGAGAGGACCACGCCACGGUUAAAGCAGUACAGCAAAAUCAUCUCUGUGGAUGGCAACCUGGCCUCGGGGAAAGGAGCGCUGGCCCAGAAACUGGCCGACAAACUGGGGAUGCUGUACAUGCCUGAGCCUGACACUUUCUACCUGGACAAGAUGACCGGGGAGAAGGAGCCGCUGCCCGUCGACUUUAAUGGGAUGUGCAGCCUGGAGAAGUUCUACACAGACCCCAAAGCUGCAGAUGGAAACAGCUACAGGCUGCAGCUGUGGAUGUACAACAUGAGGCUGCUCCAGUACUCCGAUGCCAUCGAGCACCUGCUCACCACAGGUCUUAAAGGGUUAAACCACUCCUACCUUCAAACUGUGCCUCUGCCAUAUCUGAAGAGCAUCGAGGAUGGCUACAAGAAGACGUUUCUCCCCAAAAUCAGUGAGACGUCAGAGCUGCUGGCUUAUGAUGCGACCCAGGCUCAAGAUGUUGAAAGGGUGGCAGAAGAUAUCGAAUAUUUGAAGUUUGAAAAGGGGCCGUGGGUGGAGCAGGAUGACGUCAGCUACCACCACAUGAGGAUGCUUGUGGAAGAUAAACAGAGGGUGGCAACCCUGACACACAUACCCAGGUUCCUGCCAGAGAUAACCAUCGGAGCACACGACUACGAUCAAAAAUACUACGCCUAUAAGUCGAUCCCUGGGAAGAAGUACGCCCGUGGAUAUAACGCUGAUGUUGGAGAUAAAUACAUCUGGCUGAAGUGAACUUUCCACUCUCAUCAUCGAAUCAGCCCACUGAACUCACUGUCUUCUCAUGUACAUCCCAAAAUAUGUAUUAAAAUAGAUUCUGACUGAG
Neolamprologus brichardi is the source of this 1057-nucleotide messenger RNA. Lineage: Eukaryota; Metazoa; Chordata; Actinopteri; Cichliformes; Cichlidae. The record is from RefSeq and is a predicted model, not a curated record.